Messenger RNA from Condylostylus longicornis, 6644 nucleotides. RefSeq names its product HEAT repeat-containing protein 1 homolog. Lineage: Eukaryota; Metazoa; Arthropoda; Insecta; Diptera; Dolichopodidae. Gene Ontology annotation, molecular function: snoRNA binding. Gene Ontology annotation, biological process: positive regulation of transcription by RNA polymerase I; maturation of SSU-rRNA from tricistronic rRNA transcript (SSU-rRNA, 5.8S rRNA, LSU-rRNA). The record is from RefSeq and is a predicted model, not a curated record. The coding region runs from base 173 to 6517 and encodes 2114 amino acids. The transcript has 6 exons. Gene Ontology annotation, cellular component: small-subunit processome; 90S preribosome; t-UTP complex.
GCAUGUUCAUUUUACCUAUUAUUUUUGUGGCAGUAAUUCACGUGUUUUUUUUGCUCUAUCUGCGGGAUUAAAUAACCAACAAAGUUCAUGAUUAUUUUGUGUUAAUUAAACAUUUUCUUAAAAAAGUGAAAAAUUAUUUUUUUAAUUUUAAAGUAAAUAUUUAAAAAAAAAUAUGGCGACAUCUUUGGCUGAACAACUUCGGCGUUUAAAAGUGCCACAAACUUCUGUUUUAGUUGAUAGUAAAAUCAAACAGUCUAUAAUUUUUGAUAAAAAAGAUGCAGCUACAAAAGAUAGAAAAACAAUUUUUCAACUGGGACAAAAAGGCAUUUCUGAACUAAGCGCUUUAAAUCCAGCUUUUAUACAAUUUGAAAAGACUUUAUUCGAUCCUCAUACUAUUGAACUUGAAAGAUCAGUUGAGAAUUCCGAAGUUAAUAAAUUAAUCAACAAAACGAUAAAGAAAUUUUUUUAUCAUCUUUCUCCAUAUUUUAUGUUGCAACCAGCUCAUUUAUGUUUGGAAUGGUUAAUUAGACGCUUUCAUAUUCAUCAGUUUAAUAAAGAUGAAUUUAUUGAUCUUAUAUUACCAUAUCAUGAAACAAACAUUUUUGUGAAAUGUUUGCAAACAAUGAAUUUGAGUGAUCCAAAUGGAAAAUGGAUAUGGAUGAAUGCAUCAUUAAAAGCUGGUGUACCAUUAUCAAAGACAGCAAUACAAAAUAGAGCCUCUGAGGAUGCUUCAUUUUUACGAUCAAUUUGUAAUUCAACGUUGGAAUCUGUUCGAGAAUUAGAUAACAGAAGCAAUACGUUGCAAACAAAAAUAAAUUUUUACUGUAUUACAGUAAUAGCAGCUUUAGAGAAUUGUAAAACUGUUAAAGAGACUCAUAUCUCUUGUAUUUUACCAGCACUUUUGAAGGGUUUCUCAUCGAACUCUUUGGAUUUUUCGGCUUCAUCUUUUAUGAUAACAGCUCUACUGAUUUCAAAAGCUAAUUUAAAAGAAGACAUUUUAGAAAAUUUAUUAUCAAAAAUUUGCAAUGUGGAACAUAGAUCUCUGCAAAUUGAUAUUCUUUUAUUAUCAAUAUUAAUUUAUCAGUUGCAAAGUGCUAUAAAGCAAUUUCCUGAAAAGUUACUUAUAAAUUUUAUUUCAAAAAAAUCUCAUGUUUCUAAUAUUAAGGAAUUAUCUGAAAGAGGUAUUAGAGUAACAUUUUUAUGUGUUCCUUUAAUAAGAGCUUGUUUCGACAAGAUACACAAUAAAGACCCGGAAUGGCCAAAGUGUCAAUCGUUUUUAACAAAUUUAUUCGAUGAAGUACGAUUUCAAGAACAUGAGAGUAAAAUAGUAAUAAGGUCUAUUUUAGAAAGCAAUCAAAGUACCAAACGAAAUUUUUCAGAAGAUGACAUUGUGGAAUUAGACUCCGACGACGAAAAUGAGCUUUUACAAGAAGAUAUUAAAAAAAUGUAUUCCGGUUAUUUAUAUCAGCUAGAAAAACAAUAUCCUUCAGUAUUUGAUAUAAUAGUAAAAGAAACAAUGCAAGGACAAGGCAAUAUUUCUGAAAAGAGAAAACAAGCUCUUAAAUUUAUAUUAGCUUUUCGUUUAAAAUCAUCUUAUUCCGAAGAUAGCACUUCUAUAUAUGAAAAUCUAUAUCAUCCGAAUUCAGAAAACCGUAUUGCUGCAAUAAAUUAUAUUAAUCAGAAUUUCCGCAACCUUACCUUAACAAAUGAAGGUAAAUCGAUGAUAAAAGAUAGCUUAGCGGACAGACUGAGCGAUGACGAUCAAAAAGUUUUAGUUGAAGUUUUGAAAAUUUCACCAGAUAAUUUUUUAAAAAUUAUGGAUAUUGAAUUGUACUUGGAGAAACUUAUUAAAAUAUUUAUUAGGUGUAAUUCACAGAAAAAUAUGGGGUUUACUAUUAAAACCAAUGUUAUUGAACAUAUGACAAAUGUAGAUCUUGUUAAAACUUGUGAUACAAACCGGAUUUUAAUAACUCUUCUGCCCCUUAUUGUGUCAGAAAAUGAAAAUGAUUUAAAAUUAUUAAAAAAGCUAUCAAAAAAAGAAUCAAUAACAUUCAUUCCAUUUUUAAAGGAAUAUUUUUUGCAUUCAUCCACUAAAAUUCCGAAAACAAUUCAAGAUUUCGAAAAUAUUAUGCAAGAAAUCAAAAGUUUUCCGAUUCCAGAAUCUAUUUUAAAAACAUUUGAAAAUGUGAAUGAAUGUUUUUAUGAAAAUUCAACAAAUUGUACAUUUAUUUUAUUAGUUUUAAGUCAUAGUUUUUUAAAAUAUAAAACUAAUGCAACGUUGAAACUAAAGGCAUUCAAGAUAUAUGAAUCAAUUGAAAAACGAAUGAAAUUUGUUCCACAAUCAAAUAACUUCUUACAAGUUAUAAAACCGAAUAGUAUAUCGUUAUCAAUCGCUCUAAAUUUCCUAUUAUCACUCUUAAAGGAUUCAUCAUGUGAAAAGAAAACUUUUACAAGUCAAUCGGAAACUUCCAAUCUUUUAAGGAGGAUUUUCGAAGUUGUACUUACAAAAGCAUUUUCAGAGAAAAAUUCUUUAUUGAAAGAUGAAUAUGGUUAUUGUUUAAAAAAUUUAUUGAAACAAAUUUUUCAAUCAUCUACCGAAAUAUUGGAAUAUCUCUCCUUUUACUUUAUAUUUGAUAGAAUUAAUAAAUACAACAUAGAUUAUGAAUUACAAAUUCGUGCGAUAAAAUUAUUUAACUGCAUAAUAACUGGAGAUAAAAAGGAUUUUAGUAUUAACCGAAAUAUAUUAAUUAAAUUAAUCUUAGGAUUGAAUAAUUCUGAAUCUAUUAUUCGAAAAACUAUCAUUGAAACUUUACAGAACGUAUUGAAAUUAGAAUCUGCUGUUAGUGAAAAUGAUUUGGCUAUAAUAUCGAAGAUAUUAGAAUCUGAAAAAGAAAUUUUAAUGGAUGAAUUUCAAAUAACAGUAGUGUUUUUCACAUUACUUUGUUAUUCUGAAACCAAUGAUAAAAAAUUUAUAACAAUUACUCGUGAUUUUUUAAAUUCAGUUUUGAAAAUAUUAAACGACGAUAAAGAGAAAAUUGUUUUGAAAGCUCUUCUGCUAAAUGUUAUGAAACUUGCAAAUAAUACAAAAAUUUUAGAAAAUCUUAUAAAUUUGGGUUGCAAAAUACUUGAGGAGGCAAAAUUAAAAUUCAAAGAUAAAAUUGCUUUAGAGUAUUUCUCCGCUGAAAUCUACAAAAAUAUUAUAGAUAGAUUUGAUGCAGAAACAAUAACAAUUCUGGCAAAAAAUAGAAAUGCAUGGGAUUUCAUUGAAAAUUCGCUCGUAAAUCAUAAUAUUCUAAUUAAUAUAAACGGAAAAAUUCAAUCAAUUGCUUCUAUAAUAAUGAAUGUCUUUGAAACAGAUGUGUAUGAUAAAAUGCCUGUUAAAUAUAAAGAAAUAUUUUUGCGACAUAUUAUCGGAGCGAUGUCAAAUGCUACUGAAAGUACGGUUUCCAUUACUGGUGCAAAAUUAAUUAAACGUUUACAUCUUGACGGUGAUCAUAUAAAAACUAUUUUAAUCCAAAUGAAAAAUUUAUGUGGAAAUAAUCCUAAUAGUGGGCGUGCUAUUUCUUUACAGUCUACAGUAAAUUGUUUGAAUUUGGCAGAAUGGAAAAUUGGAAUUACAUUGUUAGAAUUAUUACAAAAUAUUAAAAAUAUUGAAAACUCCGAAAUAUUAAUACCAAUACUAUUUGAUUUGUUAAGUAAAUGUUUAGAGUUUGAAGAACAGGUUGCAUUGGAUUAUGCAAAACAGUUAAUUUUGUCCUGCUUAAUAAAUUUGAGUCAAAAAAUUCAAGAAGUUAUCAAAAAAUCAAAAUACAAAUUUAAUGAUAAUACUUUAAGAAUGGAUCUCGUAGUUCAAUGCAUUCGUUCAACACAGAAUCCACAAACCCAUCAUCAUGCUCUAAUGCUUUUGUCUCAUUUUGCUAAUAUAGUGCCACAGCAAAUAUUACAUAAUAUUACAAAUGUAUUCACCUUCAUGGGUUCGUCAGUUGUCCGACAAGAUGAUUCAUUUACAUUUCAAAUUCUUAUUAAUGUUAUUGAAUCUGUAAUUCCAAUGCUUGUUGAAUCGUGUAGCGAUGGCGGUAUAUCAGAACAAAACAACAAGGAUUCAAAAGUAAUACCAAUUCUUAAAGUUUUUUCGGACAUAAUUUUAGAUGUACCUGAACAUCGUCGAUUACUUUUAUAUACAAAACUAAUUAAAACAUUAAACGCAAAACAAUAUUUAUGGAUGUUUUUGUGUGUUCUUUUUGAAUCACAUGUUGUAAAUGAUGAUAAAGAAAAGUUACAGAAAUCUAAGGUUAAUAACCGAAAUUUGGGUAGAAGUUCAUCGCCAGAAGAACUUCCAAAAAGAUUAUCAAUAGCAUUACAAAUUUGUAAAGAUUUUGAACCUACCAUUUUAAUUGAAACUUGUGUAGCACUUUUUGUAUAUUUAAGAAAAUUGCCAGAAGAAAAGGUCAAAGAAUCCAAUGAAAUGAGUAUCGAUGUUACAGAAUUGGAAACAUCACUCUUUUAUGUUAUCAAUCAUACUGAUAAGCAGUUUAGGCAUUACAAAUUUUCCAUAUUACAAUUUAUGUCAGCUUUAACCUCAUCAACCGAUUUCGUUAAUUCAAUCGCAAGUUUAAGUCUACAGCAACAAAAAUUAAUAAAACCUUAUUUUCAAGAUUUUAUAAUAAAAAUACUUAGUUUUAUACCACAUGUUAUGACUGCUGCUGAAAGAAAUGCUGCAACAAAUCACAAUAAAUUUUGGAAGAUAAUAUUGCAUCAUUGCACAGAAAUUUUAGACAACGCUAUUUCAUUGUUAUCUGCUGAUAUGCUACUUCUUGUUGUACAUGGCUUAAUUCAACAUCAACUUUCGGUUGUAAGAAAGAAAGUGAUCGAAUUAUUAAUUACUAAAUUACAAUAUAAAAUGGAUUAUUUUGAUAAAUGUAACAAAGAGAAUAUGAUCAAACUUUUGGAACCUUUGAAGGAUAUUAUAAAGUCAGUUUUAAAUAAAGUACCAGUAGGGUCAAAUAUAAAUUCUAAUCAUGAUGAAGCUAAUAUUCAACAUUUAGCACUUAUUGCUAUUAAACUGCUAUCUAAAGAAUUAGCCCUGAUAUGUAUUGAUGAUUUCAAAGAAAUAUUAGCAUUAUUAUCGAAAAUCUUAAAAAAACGAUCGUCUACUUCGAAAACUAUUGUUGCUGCUGUUGUGCUAGCAAUAUCAGAAAUAUCAUCUAAUUUGAAAGCUCAUUCUAUAUCAAAUCUUUAUAAAUUUAUGCCAUAUAUAGUAGAAGUUUUAAAUGAUGAAGCUGAAAAUAUUAAGAAUCAAGCACCAGAUAAUAUAACUAUUGCAAUUUUUGCUGGCGUAUACAAGUUGUUUGAUUCGUUACCCCUGUUUUUGGGACCUUAUUAUAUGGAUUUAUUUGCGUUAAUAAUUAAAGUCUGGGUACAACUAGAUAACAGGAUAUCAGAUAAUCGUUCUCAAAUGAUGUACAACAAGUUGAAUUCAAUAUGGUCAAAAGUUUCUAGUUCAAUUCCAUUACGAUUAUUAACACCACAUUGUGAAAAUAUUUAUACAAAAUUGAUUGAGGAAGAAAAUUAUAGGGGAAUUAUUUAUUUAAUGAAACUAUUGAAAGAAAGUUUUAUUAAUACGGAAGGAGCUGAUAUUAAUAUUUUACAAAAUGAAUUAACAAAAUUUUUUAUAACUAUAUUAGAUUUUCGUACAAAUUUGAAUGACUGUAUAGAUACGAAAGAAAUUAAUGAAAUUGAAAAUGAAAUUUUAGAAACAUUUGUAAGUUUAAUUCUAAAAUUAUCAGAAAGUUCUUUCAGGCCACUUUAUCAAAAGUUAUAUGAUUGGGCUAUGAGGAAUUCAGGAAAUGAUAAUGAUAAAUUAUUAAAUCGUGGUAUUACAUACUUUUCUUUGUCUGAAAAAAUUUCAGGAACACUUAAAUCACUUUUUGUAUUAUUUGCUAGUGAUUUUAUUCAAGAUGCAGCAAAUUUAUUAAUAAAAUGUAAUUAUAAAUCUGAAAAGUCAGAUAAAAAAUCAGAUAAGUUAAGUGAAAAAUUCGAGGAAAAAAACAAAUGUGUUAUUUUAUUAGAGAAUAUUUUGAAAACAUUAUAUAAUAUUUUCUUAUAUGAUACACAAGGUUUCAUUAGUGUUCAUCGUUUUGAUAUUCUAAUGUCACCAAUAACUGAUCAUAUAGAAAAUACAUUGGUAAUUGGUAAUGAAGAACUUCAAACAGUUUUAAUUAAUUGUAUUUCACAAUUGGCUGUAGUAGUUUCUAAUGAUGUAUCCUGGAAACGAUUAAACUAUGAAGUUUUAUUGAAAAGUAGAAAUGAUCAGAUUGAAAUUAAAAUGUUAUCACUUAAAACCUGUAUAGAAGUAGCAAAAAAAUUAGGUGAAGAUUUUAGUUCACUUCUACCUGAAACGAUACCAUUUAUGGCUGAACUAUUAGAGAACGAUAAUACUAUUAUUGAAGAAGCAGGAAGAAAAACUGUAAUAGAAUUGGAAAAAGUUGUUGGAGAAUCAUUACAAAAAUAUUUUUAAGAACGAAAAUAUUGUAAUACAUAUUUUUGAUAUUUUUUUUAGUUUUGUUAUUGAUAAAAAAUUCUAACAUAACUUUUUUAUGUUAAUAAAAAAUAUUUUAAUUCAAAAAUAAAUCUUAAAGAAUUUU